UGACUUCACUUCCGCAACCCGUGACCAUGCCACGGUCGUUCAAAAACGCCACUGUGUACCCGGGGAAGUGGCUACUGUAGCUGACCCUGCCCAAGUAAAUUGGCGUUGCGAUCGAAGUUGCGGCGGUUGAACUCUUCCGCUUGACACGGGACGGCAGAGGCCGCGGUGAAGAGCCGUCAUGUCUCUGCUCGGAGCUGGAAGCAAACUGCCGCUGCUGCCGCUGCUGCCUCUGCUGCUGCUGCUGUUUGGUCAAUCACUCAGUGCACCUCGUUCGUUCAGCCUGGACUACAAGGGCGACUGCUUUCGGAAAGAUGGGGAAGAGUUUCGUUACAUAUCGGGAAGCAUCCAUUACAGCAGGAUCCCCAGAGUCUACUGGAAAGAUCGGCUGCUCAAGAUGUACAUGGCAGGACUGAAUGCCAUCCAGACGUACAUUCCCUGGAACUACCACGAGGAGUCUCAGGGUUACUACAAUUUUAUUGGAGACAGGGAUGUGAAAUAUUUCCUUGAGCUGGCCCAGGACAUUGGUUUACUGGUCAUCCUUCGACCGGGACCAUACAUAUGUGCAGAGUGGGACAUGGGGGGGCUGCCCGCCUGGCUUCUCAAGGAGAAGAACAUCGUGCUGCGGUCUUCAGAUCCAGAUUACAUCGCAGCUGUAGACACGUGGAUGGGGAAGUUACUGCCUAUGAUAAAGCCCUAUCUGUAUCAGAACGGUGGUCCUAUCAUCACCGUACAGGUGGAGAACGAAUAUGGCAGUUACUUUGCUUGUGACUUCAACUACCUGCGUCACCUGACCAAGCUAUUCCGGUCGCACCUAGGCGAGGAGGUGGUGCUCUUCACCACAGAUGGCGCUGGGCUCAACUAUCUUAGGUGUGGCUCAAUACAAAAUCUCUACGCCACUGUUGACUUUGGGCCUGGUGCAAAUGUAACCGCUGCCUUUAAUGCCCAGAGGCACGCUGAACCUCGAGGACCUUUGGUGAACUCUGAAUUUUACACCGGCUGGCUGGACCAUUGGGGAUCGCCUCACUCCAGUGUGUCGUCCACCGUAGUGGCCAAGUCCCUGAACGAGAUCCUGGUGACUGGAGCAAACGUCAACCUGUACAUGUUCAUAGGAGGAACAAACUUUGGAUACUGGAACGGUGCCAAUGCACUGUAUAGUCCGCAGCCCACGAGCUACGACUACGACGCCCCGCUCACAGAAGCAGGAGACCUCACAGAGAAGUACUUUGUCAUCCGAGAUGUGAUCAAAAUGUACCAUAAGAUACCGGAGGGACCAGUCCCGCCAACAACUCCAAAGUAUGCGUAUGGGGCUGUUGAGAUGAAAAAGCUCCAGACGAUAUCAGACGCCUUAGAAGAACUGUCUUUCUCUGGCCCGGUCAAAAGCAUGUAUCCUCAGACUUUCACUGAACUCAAUCAGAUGGUUGGUUAUGUGCUCUAUAGGACUAUUCUACCUUUUACCUGCAGCACACCAACUCCACUGUCAUCCCAACUGGACGGAGUCCACGACAGAGCGUAUGUGUCCGUGGAAGGGGUGGCUGUAGGGAUUCUUGAAAGGAACAAAGCCUUAACUUUAAAUGUGACCGGGAAGGCGGGCAGUCAGGUGGACAUACUGGUGGAGAACAUGGGCCGAAUCAACUAUGGAAAAGACAUCAACGACUUCAAGGGUUUGGUGUCCAACAUGACUUUGGGGGCGAACACGCUCACUGGCUGGACCAUGUAUAGUCUCAGUAUUGAUAAGGCAGUCAGCCAGGGCAUCCUCUGGGAAAGAGAGCGCACAUCCACAGACCCUCCUCACCCUGCUCCCCUCUCCCCUCCAGUCUUCUAUUGGGGGACCUUCAGCAUCCCUGAUGGCAUCCCAGACCUCCCUCAGGACACCUACAUCAAACUGCCCAAAUGGAGGAAGGGCCAGGUCUGGAUUAAUGGCUUCAAUUUGGGACGUUACUGGCCCGCGCGAGGCCCUCAGGUGACGCUUUUUGUUCCUGCCAACAUCCUCAGCACAGUUGCACUCAACAAUGUGACUGUCCUGGAGCUGGAAAAGGCUCCCUGCGGCUCGGGGCCGUGCACUGUGGAGUUCACUAACACCCCCAUCCUGAACGCAACAGUCCCCUCUGGCUACAAACAGCGCUGGGGACUGUUUGCUAAAGAGGACUUGUUGUGAUGAUGAGGGAACUCGCUACUGUACAAAAUGAAUCAAUUUGCACUGCUUGCUGAUGUACAGUGCCAAAUCGGCACUUGUAGUGUGAGGUGGAUAUAUGUUUGAUUU
Xiphias gladius (swordfish) is the source of this 2260-nucleotide messenger RNA. RefSeq names its product galactosidase, beta 1 (gene glb1). Bases 179 to 2155 code for a protein of 658 amino acids. Gene Ontology annotation, molecular function: beta-galactosidase activity. The transcript is spliced from 16 exons. Gene Ontology annotation, biological process: carbohydrate metabolic process. Lineage: Eukaryota; Metazoa; Chordata; Actinopteri; Istiophoriformes; Xiphiidae. Gene Ontology annotation, cellular component: vacuole. The record is from RefSeq and is a predicted model, not a curated record.